Molecule: messenger RNA, 1560 nt
Organism: Trichechus manatus latirostris (Florida manatee)
Lineage: Eukaryota; Metazoa; Chordata; Mammalia; Sirenia; Trichechidae
Gene: DPYS
Product: dihydropyrimidinase
Exons: 9
Coding region: 1-1560 (519 amino acids)
Biological process (GO): pyrimidine nucleobase catabolic process
Cellular component (GO): cytoplasm
Molecular function (GO): dihydropyrimidinase activity
Source: RefSeq, a predicted model, not a curated record
AUGGCAGCGCCGUCGCAGCUCCUGAUCCGCGGGGGUCGCGUGGUCAACGACGACUUCUCGCAGGUGGCCGACGUCCUGGUGGAGGACGGCGUGGUGCGGGCGCUCGGCCCAGACCUGCUGCCGCCCGGGGAUGCGCCCGCCGGACUGCGGGUCCUCGACGCUCGCGGCAAGCUCGUCUUGCCCGGCGGCAUCGACACGCACACGCACAUGCAGUUCCCCUUCAUGGGCUCGCGGUCCGUCGACGACUUCCACCAGGGCACCAAGGCUGCUCUGGCAGGAGGCACCACGAUGAUCAUCGAUUUUGCCAUUCCUCAGAAAGGUGGCUCCCUCAUCGAGGCCUUCGAGACCUGGAGAGGCUGGGCUGACCCCAGAGUCUGCUGCGACUACAGCCUUCACGUGGCAGUGACGUGGUGGAGCGACCAGGUUAAAGAAGAAAUGAAAAUUCUUACCGAAGAUAAAGGUGUUAACUCUUUCAAGAUGUUUAUGGCCUAUAAGGAUCUGUAUAUGGUGAGAGACAUCGAGCUCUAUGUGGCCUUCUCUCGGUGCAAGGAAAUUGGAGCAAUUGCUCAGGUCCAUGCAGAAAAUGGAGACUUAAUUGCAGAGGGGGCAAAGAAGAUGUUGGCAUUGGGGAUAACCGGCCCUGAGGGCCAUGAGCUGUGCCGCCCAGAAGCAGUGGAGGCAGAGGCCACACUGAGAGCCAUCACCAUAGCCAGCGCCGUCAGCUGCCCCCUCUACAUCGUGCAUGUGAUGAGCAAGUCCGCAGCAAAGGUGAUAGCGGAUGCAAGGAGAGAUGGGAAGGUGGUCUAUGGAGAACCCAUAGCAGCAAGUCUUGGCACAGACGGCACUCACUACUGGAAUAAAGAAUGGCACCAUGCGGCCCACCAUGUCAUGGGUCCACCCCUGCGGCCAGACCCCUCAACGCCUGAUUUCCUCAUGAAUCUAUUGGCUAACGAUGAUCUAACCACAACAGGGACUGACCACUGCACCUUCAACACCUGCCAGAAAGCUCUUGGGAAGGAUGAUUUUACAAAGAUUCCCAAUGGGGUAAAUGGUGUUGAGGACCGGAUGUCAGUAAUAUGGGAAAAAGGCGUGCAUAGUGGUAAAAUGGAUGAAAACCGAUUUGUGGCAGUUACCAGCACAAAUGCAGCUAAAAUCUUUAAUCUCUAUCCAAGAAAAGGAAGAAUAGCUGUAGGAUCAGAUGCUGACAUUGUGAUUUGGGAUCCAAAAGCCACAAGGACAAUUUCUGCAAAAACCCAUCAUCAGGCUGUGAACUUCAACAUCUUUGAGGGCAUGGUUUGCCAUGGGGUGCCUCUUGUGACUAUCUCAAGAGGCAAAGUGGUGUAUGAAGCUGGAGUUUUCAAUGUCAUGGCAGGAGAUGGGAAGUUUAUUCCUCGCAAACCAUUUGCUGAAUAUAUUUACAAACGAAUCAAGCAGAGAGACCAGACUUGCACACCUACCCCUGUGGAGCGCGCACCCUAUAAGGGAGAAGUUAUCACCCUGAAAUCCGAAGGGACAAAAGAAGAAUGCACAGCUGGGACCAGGAAACAGGCUCACCCCUGA